CGUGGGAACCAGAAGUAUUGAGAUUGUGGAGGUAGGAUUAUGGAAGGAAAGUGUUGUUCAAUUAGAUAAGAAAUAGUUUCGUGGGUUUGUUUGUUUGAUAGAACGGUUGGCGACGAUGUCAGUUUCGCCACGCCACUUGAAGAAGAAAGUGUUGUAGAUUACUUUUCCUCGAACAAGUGAGUUGUGUGAAUUGAACGAGAUUUAUUUUAUAUUCCAUCCCUCUAAACAGCGAAGCUUCUGUUGAAUUAAGUACAUCUUGUUGGUUGUUUAAGAAGGGAAAGAUUAUAAUAAAAGAAAGGUAUAAAUUUUUCGAUUAGCUUCGUUAAAAAUACUUGUAUUUAUCUAUAACUUUUGAAGUACACUCGACAAAAUAAAUUGGAGGAACAGAGUGUGUCACACCCCUUCAGUGAGUGACGAACCUGCCAAGACUUCACCUUGAUUCGCCAAACCACCCGAACCCAGCCCUGGUUGACGAACUGUCACCCGCACAAAAGGUAAAGCAGAAUAGAUGAAAAGUGAGCGAAAGUUAACGUGAACAAUACAAUCACAAAGUUACGUAUAAAUUACAAAGUUAUAUAUUUAAAAGUAGUAAAAAUACUCUAUUGGCCAGUGCCCAGAGAUUAGCCCUUUUUGAUUCCGUCACAUACGAUACAGAAUACAGAUUACGAUUGCCACGCUAAAAUUACAAAUUAUUUGUGCAACUACGGAUAGAAUUACUACAGAUUGAAAGCAAACACUAAACGUAACACUCGGCCGGCGCACUCCCUCAUUCGGUCCAACCAACACCUGACGAUCGAAUCGCUUGCAAUUUCUGUGUGGAAAUGCGUUUGAAGGACUGCUUUCGGCGACUCUCGGUGGAGAAGAUGGUUAUGAAAAGAUAUCAAGAGAAGAGGAGCAUUCAAAUCGAGCAACAAUGUAGAAAACCGGUGAAAAUACUAUUACUUGGUGCCGGUGAAUCCGGCAAGACAACCAUCAUCAAACAGAUGCAGAUUCUGCACGUUCAAGACGGAUUUAGUUAUGAUGAGCGUUUAGACAAGUUACACGAUAUCAUAGAAAAUAUCCACGAAUCAAUUUACGAAUUAGUUCGGCAAGUAAUAUUCAUGGAUCUGCAAUUUGACUCGAUAGAAAAUCGAAAUCAUGCUGAUAAAAUCCUAAGGAUGGGAAACGAAGCACCGUGGAAUCUAUGCGUAGACUAUGUUCACCGCGUUAAAAGCCUAUGGUCCGAUAUGGCAAUCAAAACAUGCUACAAACGGUCGAACGAAUUCCAACUAAUGGACAGUGCAAAAUAUUUUUUGGAUCGCGUCGAAAGACUUUCCAUACCUGGAUACAUCCCAACGAACUCGGAUAUACUGAACUGCCGCAAGACGACUACGGGUAUACAAGAAAUCAAUUUUCACAUUCCAAUGCCGAAAUCUCUCGGUGGCGGAUGCCAAGAAUUUCGGAUGUUUGAUGUCGGAGGACAACGCGCACAUCGAACCAAGUGGAUGCAGAUAUUUGAGGACAUUGAAGUGGUAUUGUUCAUGAUCGAAUGUAGCAGUUUUGAUCAGACGUUGAGAGAGGAUCCGGGAAAAAAUCGACUUGUCGAGAGCUUCGAUCUGUUCAGAGGGGUUUGGCAGAACCGAUUUCUGGCGGAAGCAGGAUUGAUUGUAUUUCUUAACAAACAAGAUAUUUUGGCAGAGAAAAUACGAGCUGGGAAAUCGAUAAAGGAUUAUUUCGCUGAGUUUGACGAUUUCGUGGUGGUUGGUGAUGAUGAGGAUGGAAUCGAUGGCGAACUUGCGAGAACGAGGCGAUUCAUUAUGUCGAGAUUAGUGGAUAUCACUAACGAACAACCCCGCCGGACGUCUCAUCUUGUGCGAAGGAAUCGCUCAUGCUACUACCACUUCACCGUAGCAACAGACACCCAAAACGUUCGAAAUGUGUUUAACGAUGUCCAUAAUAUCAUUUUGACAAGAAAUUUAGAAGACUUUAGUGUUUCAUAGUUUAUAUUUGUAUGAAAGUACCAAUAAAACAUAUUUUACAUUC
This is a messenger RNA of Toxorhynchites rutilus septentrionalis, 2022 nucleotides long. It is a transcript of the gene Galphaf, whose product is annotated as guanine nucleotide-binding protein G(f) subunit alpha. The record is from RefSeq and is a predicted model, not a curated record. Gene Ontology annotation, cellular component: heterotrimeric G-protein complex. Gene Ontology annotation, molecular function: G-protein beta/gamma-subunit complex binding; G protein-coupled receptor binding; guanyl nucleotide binding. Gene Ontology annotation, biological process: adenylate cyclase-modulating G protein-coupled receptor signaling pathway. NCBI's taxonomy places the organism in Eukaryota, Metazoa, Arthropoda, Insecta, Diptera, Culicidae. The coding region runs from base 822 to 1979 and encodes 385 amino acids. The transcript is spliced from 6 exons.